GUCUUACAGGACUUUCAGUGUGCCGGUAGUAUAAUACAUAUGUCAAGUCUGAGUGUGUAAUGAGGAAAUGUUCAGUCAUCUUCAUCUUUCAUUGUAGGACACUGUUUUUCUUAGAAAAGGAAUGAAGCCAGACAGCCCAGCAGCUGGAACACCACCUGCAUUUCUUUAAGCUGGGUGCCUAACCUGCCUGCAUUGAUAGGCCUCUGACUCCACAGUGGAGCUGGGCACGUGUUGAUGGGAACUCUCAGUCUGUAUUUUGGUAUUGUGGAAGACAAGGUCUGUGGUCAAGUGCCUUCACCAACAGAGAUUGUAGUAACAUCUGAAAAUUUCAGAACAGUUUUGCAUUGGCAAUACCCACCUGUGCCUGAAACUCCUCGUUUUAUCGUGGAAAUCAAGCCUUACAAUCCAGGUGAAUAUAAGAACGUCUCAACCUGUGUGAACACUUCAGCUCAUUUUUGUGAUGUCUCAGAGGAAAUAUGUGACCCUUAUAUAUCUUACUGGUUUCAAGUUAAAGCUGUUGUUGGGUCACAACAGUCUGAAUAUGUUGAGGCAAAUGAGUUUAUUUUGCAAAGGCAUGGAAAAAUAGGACCACCAAAACUGAAUCUCUCAAGACAUGGUGAUAAAAUCCUGGUAGAUAUUUACCAUCCUCUAUUCCCUCUUUCUUGUAUUGAAGACAUUUAUUCAAAGCUUCAGUACUUGGUGAAUGUUCGAGAUAGUAAAAAUGAGACUGAAGAACUCUAUGAGGACAACUGUACAAUGCAUAAGUGUAGCCUCAAAAUCCCAGUUCCUACUGAGAGUUCCACUUACUGUGUUUCAGCAAAAGGAAUUUUUGAAGAUCUGAUGGUUGGCACUCCAUCAGACGAAAGUUGCACUUCUGUUCUUUUCAACCAGGCAUUGAGUACACAUCUUAUCAUCAUUCUGUGUGUUGUUAUUGGGAUCUUGACUGUAAUACCGACAGUAUAUUGUGGCUGCAAGAAACUAAGGAAAAAUAACAUACAGCUGCCUAAGUCUUUGGUCAAUGUGAUGAGAAACCUGAACACAGGUGCCUUACUGGUACCAAAAUCAGAGGGGAAGUAUUUUUGCGUACCCUCAGGCCACUCGGAGUUGCCAGUGAAUGGUGAAGUAACCUUGCUGGAGAUAGAGCCAGAAGAACAAACUGUUAGUCCUGUGAAUUCCUGUGAUGGCGAAUCUUCUGUCCCUUCCCCAGAGGUGGCACCAGCCAAAGCAGAGGAGGUGCCUGUGCAGGAAAGCACAGAGGAGGUCUCUGUUGAUGCUGAUGAACAAAAUUGCAAAGUAAAAGAGAGUUAUUUCAUUUCUGAAGGUAGCCAAAUGGAUAUAUGCAGUACAUCUUCAGGGUCAGAGAUUUCUACCGUAGAAACACAGCGAACAGUCAUUCCAAGCACCUGCUUCAAGUUUUCUGGCUAUGACAAGCCUCAUGUUCCAUUAGAUGUGUUGAUGAUAGAUGUUGGUGAAGAACAGCCUGUGAAUGCUUACAGGCCAACUGAGUAGCCAGGAUAACUGAAGUGCUUAACCACAACUCAGAGCAGCAUUACUAAAGUCCAGGUUAAAUUGUGAACAUCUACAAGUUGUACUUGUUCUGAUCAGUACACAAUUGAAAAUAGUACCUGAAAAUGGCAUAAAAAGUGUGGGGAAACUUCAUAAUAACCACUUUUUGAAAUAAUGAGUUAUAUCAUAUAUAAAAUUAUUUCCUGUUUGAAAUAGUGCCAUGUUUUUUAACAAUACUCUAUAGAAAACAUACCAUCCACUAUAAAGCAGCAGCUGUACCAUUAUUCACUUCUGCUUCAAAUCCUGUUCUAAAUUAGUUUUAUGUACAUAGUGCUUAAGAAAUCCUUCAGUUGAUUAUGAUUGAUGUGCAAGAAAUGUUUGAGAGUUUUUGCCGUUAUUGGAAGUAUCCUCUUACUUACCUUUUCUUUUGAAAACUGUUUUUAUAUUAAAUUAAAUGUUGCCAUUUCUUUUAAGUAAGACUGCCUAUAAGCUCUUCCUGUAUAUCUGAGGAAUUUCAUUCCAUGUCUAAGAAGUAAGAAGUAAUGGCCAUAAACUAAGAACACAAGAAGUUCACCUCAGCAUGAGGAAGAACUUCUUUGCCUUGAGGGUGGAUGGCAGAGCACUGGAAGAGGCUGCCUAAG
This is a messenger RNA of Sturnus vulgaris (Common starling), 2147 nucleotides long. The record is from RefSeq and is a predicted model, not a curated record. Lineage: Eukaryota; Metazoa; Chordata; Aves; Passeriformes; Sturnidae.